Molecule: messenger RNA, 492 nt
Organism: Pistacia vera
Lineage: Eukaryota; Viridiplantae; Streptophyta; Magnoliopsida; Sapindales; Anacardiaceae
Source: the annotation of a RefSeq genome assembly
AUGAUAAAGAGGAGAAAAAAGAACCUAGAUGAAGUAUACGCUUUAGGUCAACAUAUACGUAUGUCUGCUCACAAAGCUCGUAGGGUAAUUGAUCAGAUUCGUGGGCGUUCUUAUGAGGAAACCCUUAUGAUACUAGAACUCAUGCCUUAUCGAGCAUGUUAUCCCAUUUUCAAAUUGGUUUAUUCGGCAGCAGCGAAUGCUAGUCACAAUAGGGGUUUCAACGAAGCAAAUUUAGUCAUUAGUAAAGCCCAAGUCAACGAGGGGACUGCUGCGAAAAGAUUAAAACCUCGAGCUCGAGGGCGGAGUUAUCUGAUAAAAAGACCCACUUGUCAUAUAACUAUUGUUUUGAAAGAUAUCUCCUUCUAUGAAGAAUAUGAAGAAUUUUUCAUGUGCUCAAAAAAACCUGGAUUGAUAAAUAGAAAUAAAAAAAAGAACACAAAUCUGACAUGUCAUGAUACAUAUAGUAGUGGGGGCUUAUGGGACAAAAAAUAA